AGGCAUAGCAAAUGCGUUUGGAACUUCCUUCUCAGUCCAUUGAUGCCUCUCGACAUCCACACAGAGACUUGUCUUGAUUCCUUCUCUACUCUAUUUAUAAUAGUCUCCUCCAAGUCCCCCAGACUUUCAAAAAAAAUAAAACUAUAGAGAUAUCUUCAAAGCGAAGAGAAACAGAGGAGAAGGAUAUGGGGAACUGCCAGGCGGCGGAGGCAGUGGCGACGGUGAUCCAACACCCAAGUGGCAGGCUGGAGAGAAUUUACUGGCAGCUGAAGGCCAACGAGGUGAUGGCAGCCAACCCCGGCCACUAUGUCGCCGUUAUCGUCACCACCAUGUCUUCGGCGUCCGACUCGCCGGUGAGGCAUCUUAAGUUGCUCCGACCGGACGACACGCUCCAUAUUGGCCAUGUUUACCGCCUCGUUAGCUUCGAAGAGGUGUUGAGAGAGUUUGGAUCGAAGAAGAGAGUUAGGCUGAGUAAGUUGCUCAUGAAGCAAGAGAAUAGGAAAAAGAAUAAUCAUCACAAGGAGAGAAAGGAAAGAGGAACAGAAGAUGGUGAUGGUGGAGAUUCUAAUCAAGAGAAUUCUUCUUGUUCCAUG
This is a messenger RNA of Elaeis guineensis (African oil palm), 593 nucleotides long. NCBI's taxonomy places the organism in Eukaryota, Viridiplantae, Streptophyta, Magnoliopsida, Arecales, Arecaceae. The record is from RefSeq and is a predicted model, not a curated record.